Molecule: messenger RNA, 1709 nt
Organism: Cantharellus anzutake
Lineage: Eukaryota; Fungi; Basidiomycota; Agaricomycetes; Cantharellales; Hydnaceae
Exons: 4
Coding region: 391-1512 (373 amino acids)
Biological process (GO): regulation of transcription by RNA polymerase II
Cellular component (GO): nucleus
Molecular function (GO): RNA polymerase II cis-regulatory region sequence-specific DNA binding; DNA-binding transcription activator activity, RNA polymerase II-specific
Source: RefSeq, a predicted model, not a curated record
CGAAGAUUUAUUCCCACGCCUCAGUGUGUCUGUUUUAACAACGUCGAGAUCGCCGACCUGCUUCUGUGUUCCUACCCUACCGAGAGGCCAUUUGAAUACAGUGUUGGUGUUUGUUGGGAAGUUGAGGGAAUGGGCAAAUCUAUACAGCUGGGCCCCACGAGCACCUGCUUCCCGCUUGCUCCAUAUACAUUGUCCCAUUCUCGUGAACGGCAGCAUCCUUUCUUGCAAGCACUAGUCCCGUUUUCCCUAUACGGGAAAUGCCUUUUGCGCGUUGUGCGACUGUUGCAUGUGUGCUCGCUCUAUAGUAUGUAGCACUCCUGAUGCAUCUCUUCCUGAGCCGAUCUGCCCACUUACGAGUGGCUGCCUCAAUGUGAGUGUCAAUGUACUCGGAUGCAUCAGCCAACUGCUCCUUGUGCGAGUGAUAUAAACAAUCUGAGGCUCCACUCCGCUUUUCCAACCCUCGAGCUUGUCAUCUUUCCCUCUUUAUCUUCUAUGAAGUCUGAACCUGUGUCUCCUCGUUUAACAUCGCCCACAUCGCUUCAAAAGCCCAGCCAUCGCAUUGAGCUCUGCUCCUCAAAUCCUAGCCCUCCCGUUUCUCGUGCUUACUGGGAUCCAGUGCGAGAAGAUGGUCAUGCACCAACAAAUCAUCCUGCCCCUCAGAGUCUAGAGCCGUCUCCUACACCCGCGGAGCCCAAGACACAUCUUACCCCUGCAGAGUUGUUCUCCGCAACUCUUCCUCCGAUGCAGCUCCGACCACCACGUACACCCCGUCCACCACGCCGCUCUACGAAGGAGUUCCGUUUCAAACCUGCUAUUGUGGCCCCUGUAUUCAAUUGGCCGACUCAACAAGAUACGGAGUCAGGGCGCGGUUCCAACGGCUCACGGCCUCGGAGGUAUCCGUGCGAGUAUCCUACCUGCAGAACAGUAUUUGAACGGCCAAGCUCCCUCAGGCAGCAUAUGCGCGUUCAUACCGGCGAAAAGCCUUAUGAAUGCCAUGUAUGUGGGAAGCGGUUCUCUAUCUCCAGCAACGCACGCAGACAUGAUCGAGCAUGUCAUUCAGAAGAGGCGAUGCAAGCCGCGGCCAGUCGUCAGAUGGCACUGAACAAGCUCCUGGAAGAAGCAUCCUCCCGCGCGCAUUCGAGGGAUAAUGCCAGUCCUUCUCCUUCAGCAGAUGAAGAGGGGACCGAUUCCACACACUCGCUACCAUCCCCUUGUCCUUCCUCCCCUGAACAUCAGCAUGGUCCCCGACUGCUCUCCACCACGUCGCUAAUGACAUCAUCCCUGCCCACUUCUCUCGAGGGGCGUUUUCUCUCUUUCGACGAGGUUGAUCGUGGGAUGAAGCAGGAAGAAGGUAACCCUUCAGAUCUACUCAGUACUGGGCCGUCAAGUUGGCCACCACGAUGCUACGGAAACGUGCGGACGAAGACUUCACGAAGACCCGUCACUCAGUCGACCCUCCUUCCUUCGCCUAUCUCCUCACCCACAAGUCCUACAGGUCGAGCCUGGAUCUAGAGUUGUUUCCAUUUCUGCAUAUCGUCUUGUUAUACGUAUCUUUCUUGGUAAUUUUUGUAUUUGGGUUUUUGUCACCGUCAUUUCGCGCUUGUGUUUUCGCGAGGAAUUUGUUUGAAUUCAGCUGUCCCGCGUGUGUCGGACCCGUUUGUAUCUUGAUGGUUUGCCUCUGCCAAUACAACUGUAGCGAUGACUACCCC